UUGCUUAUGCUCUGCCUCUGAGUAUCCCUGCCAAGCACAGCGCCACGGCUGUAAUUUGAUUGUGACCUAAUCCCAUCUAAAGUCCCUGAAGUGUAAGUAUAAAAGCUAAAGUCGUGUGGCACAAGUCACCUGAGGAGGCUGCGAGUGACAAGAAAGGACCUUAUUGUAAAAUCGAAAUGGCAGAGGAGUGGGGUAAACAGGCUUUUGCUGCCAGGCGCUACAAUGAAGACACAACGAGGGGUUCUGCGUUCACUUACACAAACAGCAAUCAUACCAAAGAUCCCUUCGAGGGUCCCAAUUACCACAUCGCUCCACGAUGGGUUUACAACCUUUCCACAUGCUGGAUGAUUAUUGUAGUCAUCCUAUCAGUCUUCACCAACGGUCUCGUGUUGGUGGCCACGGCAAAGUUCAAGAAACUCCGACACCCUCUGAACUGGAUCUUAGUCAAUCUCGCAAUUGCUGAUCUUGGAGAAACAGUUUUUGCCAGCACUAUCAGUGUAUGCAACCAGUAUUUUGGUUACUUCAUUCUCGGACACCCGAUGUGCAUCUUUGAGGGCUUCACUGUCUCAGUUUGCGGAAUUACUGCUCUCUGGUCCCUGACGAUCAUCUCCUGGGAGAGGUGGAUAGUUGUGUGCAAACCUUUUGGAAACAUCAAAUUUGAUGAAAAAUGGGCCAUUAGUGGAAUAGUGUUCUCCUGGGUCUGGUCAGCAGUGUGGUGUGCUCCCCCCAUCUUUGGAUGGAGCAGGUACUGGCCUCAUGGUCUGAAGACUUCCUGUGGCCCUGAUGUAUUCAGUGGAAGCGAAGACCCUGGCGUCCAGUCCUACAUGGUUGUUCUUAUGAUCACAUGUUGCUUGAUUCCUCUGGCUAUCAUCAUCUUAUGCUAUCUCGCAGUCUGGCUGGCCAUCCGUGCAGUUGCCAUGCAGCAGAAAGAGUCAGAGUCAACCCAGAAAGCCGAGAGAGAAGUAUCCAGGAUGGUUGUCGUCAUGAUCUUUGCAUAUUGCUUUUGUUGGGGUCCUUACACGUUUUUUGCCUGCUUUGCUGCGGCUAACCCGGGAUAUGCGUUCCAUCCCCUGGCUGCUGCCUUACCUGCCUACUUCGCCAAGAGCGCCACCAUCUACAACCCAAUCAUCUAUGUCUUCAUGAACCGACAGUUCCGUCAAUGCAUCAUGAAGCUCUUUGGCAAAGAAGUGGAUGAUGGCUCUGAAGUAUCCACAUCAAAGACAGAGGUCUCCUCUGUGGCACCUGCAUAAACCUCUAUGUUCCAUACGUUGGCUCCAUGAGGACCAUUCUGAUUUGUACAGUAAAUGUUUAUUUAUGUAUUGCAUUUUUUAGCACAUAUAGCUUUCUGGCAAAUAAAGAAACUAACAAAAAAAAUAUAUAAAGAAAAUUGUGCAAUAAUAUCAUGUUCUUCUUUCGAAUCUGCAUGA
This is a messenger RNA of Acanthopagrus latus (yellowfin seabream), 1427 nucleotides long. Its product is annotated as red-sensitive opsin. Gene Ontology annotation, molecular function: G protein-coupled receptor activity. NCBI's taxonomy places the organism in Eukaryota, Metazoa, Chordata, Actinopteri, Spariformes, Sparidae. Gene Ontology annotation, cellular component: photoreceptor outer segment; membrane. The transcript has 6 exons. Gene Ontology annotation, biological process: visual perception; G protein-coupled receptor signaling pathway; phototransduction. The record is from RefSeq and is a predicted model, not a curated record. Bases 177 to 1250 code for a protein of 357 amino acids.